ACAGGGCGAAAAAGAGGGAGGGAGAAAUGGCGAGAUAGAGACAGCCUAUCACCAAUACUUCACAGAUGUGUAUACUCUACGUAUACAAACCCGUCAACUUAUGACGAUGCUUUCUCCAAAGAUUGAUCUGCGCCUCCUUAACUAGUAACGAUGGGUAUGGCGGCCUAAAUCAAAUCAUGUCGUUCAAACAAAUUAUCAGGCCUAGCCGUUUGUGACAUACCACACAAUCUGAACUUAAAGCUAACGUACCGAGCGUCAACAUCGCCGGUAAACAAAGCAAGCUGUCGACACAACAUUUUUCGCGUUUGCUGCAAUCCGGAUCAAACUGUCGCCCGAUCUGGCGGCGUCACGUGACCAGGUGUGCUGCGCAGUGAACAUUGGUUCAACUGAUGGACACGAUUGAUCAUUGAAUUUUUACCUCAGCGUAUUUGAAAUGGAUAACAAAACAUUCCCUGUGUCGAGAUGGACUUUGCUGUUAUUGUGUUUAUGUGUGUGUGGCGUUAGAUACUCAGAUGCGAUCGGCUGUUCCCAGUGCAACGUGUUCAGUCAGGGGGUAACCAACACGUGCGACAACCCGCGGCAAAUGACCGACUGCUUCGCCUGCCUCAAAACAUACACAAAAGUCCGGCUCCACGCCAGGAUGGGGGAGUACUCAUAUUCAGAGGUGAUAUCGCGAUAUUGCAUCAAACAAUCGGCGACUGCAUUGGUUCGGGACGCCGGCUGCUACUACCAGAAAAACAACGGCGGCUACACUGAACGUUGUUACUGCUACGAGGACAACUGCAACAGCCCUGCAACGACAUUCACACUGUCUUCUCUAACUGUAUUAAUGGUCAUCGGAGCCAGAAUAACCAUGUGGUAAAGGGAGAUAAUUCGCUACUGGCAUCACAGAGUUGUCUUCCUUGAAUGUUGUCUCCACCCGUAAACAACAAUUCGACAAAAUGUAACGAGUAGUGAUGAAUGGUUCUUUUCAAAGAAGAGGAACAUUCGUUCAUAUCUUGUGAUUUCAGAUUCAUUUGGAAUGUGCAAUCAAAUUGGAUCGUAAUACAUUUUCCGGAAGCAGUGAAUAUUAUUACCGUGGCGUUGAGUAUGAUACAAAUCCAUAUUGCUGUCGAUAUACACGCCUGGUGCAUUCCAAAUGUGAUCACCCAGUGAUUCUCUAGGUAAUCAGUGUGUAUGUCGAUACAUUUAAUUAUGAAAACGGUGGCAGCUGAAGCAAUUCUAUGCGUAAACACAAUGAUUUAAAGACAGGUAUUAUUUGAUUCAUUUUCAAAGCCAGAGAUGCCUUGAAGGUCGUAUUAUGCAACAGGGCAACAUUAAGGCUGGCGGAGUUGCCUCCCCUAGACCUGCGAUAGUUCUACAAUGGAUACCAAGCACAGUUAAGGUGAAUCCGGGCCACUCUGUUCGUUUUAUUAUUUCAUGUUUAUUUUACCAUUAGCACCAUAAGGGUCACUUGGCUGUGUGUUCGAAUCUCGGCUUCACUCUGACAAUGAUCCUCGGUCUGUCAGUACCAUACACGUACUCAUGGGUUUCACAAAUGGGACCUUCCCCUCACGCUUCCGUGUCUUUGAUGCAAUACUAUUUAGAAACUUUUUAGUGUUAAAUGCAACCUGCUCCAAAUAAUGGGACCGGUUUUAAGUGAAUGAAUUAUUGUUAAUGUCUUAAGUGUUAGACCACAACAAUUUGAUAACUUAUUUAUAUGAACUUUCUACUUUCUAAUGAGAUGAAAAUUACUGCUCCAAGAUACUUGUCUGUAGAAAUAUAAUUCCUGCAGUUUAAAAUCAUUUCAUAACAUGUUCACAUGACAGACCUGAUCGUGUUACACUAUAUUGUUACACUAUACAGUAUCUGGUUGUAUGGAAGAUGACAAUUUAUUACCCCAAAUCAUAUACAGUAUGUUCAUCGUGAAAUCGCCCAGAGUUUCCGUUUUAGAACCAGUGUUACGCAUUAAUGUCAUUUCCAUGUAUAUGGUAUUUCCCACGGUAACAGUGCACUGUUUGCUCAAUCGUUUAAGGCUCUAUGAAGAGUUGCGUCCCUUAGGUCUACCUAAACCUAUUUUCGCGGGUUCGAAUACCAGUUUCUCCCUAAUAAUGUUUCUACGUUCACUGGCAUCAUACCCGUGCUCGUGGGCUUUAUCAAAGUGGUAAACGGCUAAAAUCUACACAUCAAGCUGACACGACGCGAUAUAUACGGCGUUUAAACUCUCUCACACACUAAAUAACUGUAAUCGCUGGGCUGACAACAUGCCAACUUUGGGUUUCACUAUCAUUAAUAUGUAUUCAUUUUUCGUUUAGAAAGAUGGUUUAUUGUUAUAUUGCUUCCUCAUACUCAAAAUAUAUUUGCUGAUGAUGAGAACAUACAUAGACCCCAUCAAUGUACAUCAGUGACGUGAAACACUCAUGAAAUCAUUCAGUUAUAAUUAUAAGUAGGGAGCAGGGACGGCUCAGUCGUCGCGCAUUUCUCUGUGCAGAGUUGCCUUCCUUCCUAUCAUCGUGGGUUCGAAUCCCAACUCACUCACUCAUUAUAGGUAACACGUGACAGAAACUAAAACCAUUUAUGGUGUAAUCGUGUAUAGGUCUAAAUAGCAUUACGUCGAAACCCUUAUCCAUAUCAUUAUUUUGAUUUGAGGUAAUAUUAAUUGAGUUUAAAUAGGUUUCCUGCCCAGCUCUUGGCUUAUAAAGUGCAUAAAUAAUUUAUACUUAAAUACACGUUUUGUAUCAAAGAUUUCAAGGCCCAUAGCAGUUUGGUUUCGUCAAUAAGUCUUGGAUUCGUCUUUGCGACAUUUUACCGACCGAAGGUCGGGACAGUGUAUUUUCUUAAUAUUUAAUUGGCCUUUUCUUGUUAUGUUUAAGAUUUCUUUUCAUUCAAAACAUGUUUUUUAUUCGUAUGAUGGACGUAUGGAAAAAAGUUUGGACAUUGCAUUUCUGAUUUAUUCAAAUGUUUUUGUUUGCAUUGAAAAUCUCGGGGUAUUCAAUAAAUGAGUAUUUGAAAACAAUAGGUCAUCUACCAAAUAUUUAAGGACCGAACAUACACCUAUGAUGAUGUUACCCAUUUACAUGUAUUGUUUUGUCUAAUUUUCAAUUCGUAUGACUACAAAUUCAUAAUCAUGUGUGUGUAUUUCAUUGACGUGUAUGCAAUGUUUUAUAUACUUAAUAGUAAACUGAUGUUGCGUUUUUCUUUGUAAAUAUCACCAGUUCAUAACGGUCGUAUAUAUCAUGCUUUCAUACAGUUUAUUAAAAAAAAUAAUAAACAUC
Molecule: messenger RNA, 3254 nt
Organism: Haliotis rufescens (red abalone)
Lineage: Eukaryota; Metazoa; Mollusca; Gastropoda; Lepetellida; Haliotidae
Exons: 3
Coding region: 434-862 (142 amino acids)
Source: RefSeq, a predicted model, not a curated record